Molecule: messenger RNA, 2172 nt
Organism: Apiotrichum porosum
Lineage: Eukaryota; Fungi; Basidiomycota; Tremellomycetes; Trichosporonales; Trichosporonaceae
Exons: 2
Coding region: 1-2172 (723 amino acids)
Biological process (GO): carbohydrate catabolic process
Molecular function (GO): alpha-galactosidase activity
Source: RefSeq, a predicted model, not a curated record
AUGACAUCGCCCAAGCACAUUGAGGUCGGCACCGACCAGACCUUUGCGCUCAUUGCGCAAGGGAUGCACUAUCGCUUCCACGUCGACCAGCACGGCGAGCUCGUGCACGACCACUUUGGCUCGCCAGCUCCUGCCCUCCCACCACGAGGCGCCGCCGAUGACCUCCCUGGCUGGGGUACACGCCUUGUGGACGAGAUGCGCGAGCUGCCCGACUCGGGACGCGGUGACAUGCGUUUGCCGGCCAUCCACAUCCGCCAUGGGGCUGGUCACACCGUCACUGCCUUUGAGUAUGCCAGCCACGAGGUUGUCGAAGGCAAGCCCGGACUCCCUGGUCUUCCCGCUACGUGGGGAGCAGCCGACAACGUGAGCACACUUCUCGUGAACCUCGUGGAUGAGGAAGCCCAGCUCUCGGCCGUGCUCCGGUACUCCGUUUUCCCAAAGUACAACGCCGUCGCGAGGAGCUUCACGAUCACCAACAAUGGUACUGCGGCCGCGGAAAUUCAGCGCGCUGCGAGCUUUACACUCAACCUUGAACCUGGGGACUGGGACAUGAUCCAGCUCUCGGGUGACUGGUCGCGUGAGACCCGCCAGAUGCGCCGUCCCGUUCACGUCGGCACCCAGGGAUUCCAGAGCUCCACCGGUUACUCGUCGCACUACUUCAACCCCUUUGUCGCCCUCACCUCGUCCACCACUACCGAGAACCAGGGCGAAGCCUACGGCCUGAGCUUGAUUUACAGCGGCUCGUUCUCGGUCGACGUCGAGCGCUUUGUGAGCGACAAGGUGCGCGCCAAUAUCGGGUUGCACCCUCUCCACCUUAGCUGGAACUUGGCACCUGGUGAGAGCUUUACGAGCCCCGAGGCCGUCGCUGUCUAUUCGUCCAACGGCAUUGGCGGCAUGAGCCGCUCUCUUCACAGCCUGUACAGGAACCACCUUUCACGCUCUGUGUGGACCAAGCGCACUCGCCCACCUCUUCUCAACUCGUGGGAGGGCAUGUACUUUGACUUUGACGCAGCGGCACUGUAUGAGCGUGCCAAGUCGUGUGCCGAGCUCGGUAUCCGCCUCUUCGUCAUGGACGAUGGCUGGUUUGGCGACAAGCACCCGCGCCUGAACGACACGACCAGUCUCGGUGACUGGUUUGUCAACCAGAAACGUUUCCCGGAGGGCCUCGACGCCUUUGUCAAACAGCUCACUGCCCUGCAGACCAAAGGUGCAGACGGCAAGGCCCAGGCUCUCCAGUUUGGUAUCUGGGUGGAGCCCGAGAUGGUGUCGCCCACCUCGGAGCUGUACGAGGCUCACCCUGACUGGGCCCUCCACGCUGGAAAGAGAAAGCGUACCGAAUGUCGUUCUCAGCUGGUGCUCGACUUGAGCAAGCGCGAGGUCCAGGACUAUAUCAUCAAGACCAUUGGCGACAUUCUCGCCUCGGCUAACAUCUCGUACGUCAAGUGGGACAACAACCGCCCAAUGCACGAGAUGCCCUCCCCUUCGACCCCUCACUCCUACAUGCUCGGCCUCUACCGUGUGCUGGACAAGCUCACUACCCGCUUCCCCGAUAUUCUCUGGGAGGGCUGUGCGUCGGGCGGCGGUCGUUUCGACCCUGGCAUCCUCUACUACUGGCCCCAGUCGUGGACAUCGGACGAUACCGACGCCAUUGAGCGUCUGUACAUCCAGUGGGGUACCACGCUCGCCUACCCUCCCUCGGCCAUGGGAUGCCACGUCUCUGCAUGCCCCAAUCACCAGGUUGGCCGCACCACGCCGCUCAUGUUCCGCAUGCACGUGGCCCUCAUGGGUGGCAGCUUUGGGUUCGAGCUCGAUGUCGACAAGAUCGAUCCUGCCGACCGUGCCGCCAUCCCCGAGCUCAUUGCGCUCAGCGACCGCGUCGCGCCCUUCGUCAUCCAUGGCGACCAGUACCGCCUGGCCGCGCCCGAGACCAACUGGCCGUCGGUCAUGUACACUGCUGCGGACGGAAAGGAGGCUGUCCUGCUUGCGUUCCAGAUGCAGGCCCGCCUCCGCAUCUACCCUGCGGCGCUUAAGCUCGAGGGUCUAGAUGCUGACGCAAAGUACAAUGUUGAGGGUGUCGAGUACACUGGCGCCGCCCUCAUGAACUCGGGGCUCAGGUUGCAGUGGAAGUCGGAGGACUUCCAGAGCCAGGUGUUGUUCAUUCGUAAGGUUUAG